CCAUUUAUUCAUCCAGGACCCACUCGCCCGCCCAUGUGACUGGCAUGCACACCACACCACACCACCCCCCUCACAAAAGCCCCCCAUCCCCGCAUAGCAUACACAGACAUUCACACACACCCACACGAUAGGCACAGAAGACAGACAGGCAGCAUUGGAUUCACACGCAGCACCAACACCACCACCACCAGCAGGAAGGACCACGACAGUAUUAUCUUACAAUAGAUACAAUCAGACAGACAGAUAGACAGACAGACAAGUGGUAGGUCAAUCAAAACGGCGGCCGUCUGGAAUGAGGCUUGUGUGGAAGACAGACAGGCAGGUAGGGAGGGAGGGUGCACGGGAAUCGCGUGUGUGUGCGCGCACCCCUCAUCCCCCAGUCUUUCUCUCCCUUAAUGUGGCCUUCCCCGCCUUGAAACAAGACAGACAGGACAGGCAGACACUUACCAGAAAACACCUGACACAAGCCAAGCCCGCCCGCCAAUUAACACCCAGCCAGCCUCUCUCUCUCUCUCUCACUCACACACACACACACACACGCACACACGCACACACGCACACACACGCCUUCGCCUUCAAGCCAUUGUUAUGGUCACACACACACACACAGAGACACACACACACACACGAAUAUUUAUGAGUAGGCAGACAGACCAGUUGGUUCAGUCAGCCAGUCCGAUGAGCAUUGCCAGCCAGGCUCCGUCCGUCCGGUUAGAAGAUUGCCACAGCGAUAAGAGCAUUACGAUUGACAACGAUACAGAGAGAGAGAGAGAGAGAGAUUGACAGACAAGGCAGGUAGGCAGGCAGGGAGAGACAGACAGCGUCACGUGCGACCGAUUUCACGCCGAGCAUCGCGUACGGCAGGAGAAGACGGUCGAACGCGACAGUUUUCCCACGCCGUACGAGAGGCCCUGGUAAAACGGCCGCACGCGAGAGAGAGAGAAGACAGACAGAUGGGCAGGCAGUCAGGCAGGUACAUCACAUCAGUAAUACGAUCGACCCCCUGGUUCCCUCCCCUGCCAAUGCAUCAGUGUCAAUCCAAUCCUGCAGUCAGUCAUUCCUCUAGCUAUCCUUCCUCCACCCCCGCAGCAACAGCCCCUUACCAUCGCCACUGCCCCCCUCCCCCGCCCCCGCCCCCUCGCCGUGCUUGCCGCUGCCCUUGUUCACAUAAUGCACCGGCGUGACGUAGUUGACGGCCAGCAGCGCCCGCAGCAACGGCACGUUCAGGUAGUAGUCGCACCGCGCAGCAGCCGCCUGGCCCACCGGCUUGGCCUUCGUCUCCCUGCCGUCUCCCUGCUGCUGCUGCUGCUGCUGCUUAGAUCGGGUGUUGGCGUCUGGCUGUGGCGGUGUGGGCAGGGGCAGGUCGACGAAGCGCAGGAGGCCCUUCUGCACACACACGGAGAGGGACCGCAGUCCCCGCAUCCACGUGGCGAGCACUGCGGGCGGAGGGGAGGAGUGCGGCGCGUUGGAGAGGGACAGCUCCAACAGCCACGCUGCGGAGGACACAGACACACACAGCGAGAGGGAGAGACAGCCAUGGAAGCAUCCACUCAUGUGAAAAGAAGAGUUUCAUGGGUCGCACGUACUUGCGACGGCGUCGAUGCAUUUGGUGUAUCUGUGGGCGAUGCGGUCCGCCGUGGCCUGCCUGCGGUGUUCCAUCUCGGUCAGCUCAGCGCGGUAGUGCCGCAGCAUGGCGUCGAUCUGCUGCUCCUCCUGCUCCACCUGCCGGCUCCAGCUGCUCUGCGUGUCGAUGCCGUCGUGGUGGGGCUCGUGGGUGGGGUCAUGGGGAUCGUCGUGCGCCUCCUCUGCGUUGUCCACGUCUGCCGCGUGUGCUGCGAGUGGUGUGAGAGAGAUGGGGGCGGGGGGCGGGGGGGACGGCGAGGCGCACACCGACAUGGAUGAGGCUACCGGGGAGGUGUCAUCUGCACACACACACACACACACAGAGAGAGAGAGGGGGAGGGAGGACACAAUGACCCACAUGGAUGGGCGUGGGAGUGGGCGUGUGUGAGGCAUGACUGCGUCCACACCCACCGAGGGCGACGGUUGUUUCUCGCCCGAUAGAGUAUCUGCCGCUGGCAGUGGGGCUACCGCCAUCCCCACCCCCCUCACCGCCCCCAGUGCCCCCCCUGUCGGCCCGCCGCACCGGGGAGCCCACCACCACAAACCCAUCCUCACUGCGAUAGUCCAUCACGCCGCUGACGCUGCUGUCCUUAUCGCUGAACACACCCACACCCGCCCCUCUGUCCCGAGAACCACCACCAGACGUCCCACCACUGGGUGGGACGCCAUUAUUGUCCCCCCUCCCCCUCUCCUUGCUACUGCUGCUGUUGUUGUUGUUGGCUGUGUUGCCACCGUUGCCACCUGUGAGUCCCCUGAAGCAGGGGAGGCAGCACUGGCAGAUUUUGGCGAGGGGGAUGGCGAAGGGGGAGGACGACAGAGCGGCCGAGAGGGAGGACGGGAUGAACUGCGAGGGGAAGGGGAGCGAGCACUGCGACGGCAGGGAGGGGGGCGACUGGUCGCCGACCGGGGCUGCGGCCGUGGGGGAGUGGGUGUGGGUGUGGGUGUGGGUGUGUGUGGGUGGUGAGGUGGGCGGGAGUGCGGAGAAAAACAGAGGGGGGCUGCUCGAGAUGAGGUCCAGCGACUUAGGCGACGGGUGGUAGCUCUCCGGUGCCUCCUCUGGUGCUGCUGACGGCUCCUUCUCUGCCUUUAUCUCUAUCUGCUGCUCUUGUUUGGCCUCCCCCCCUCCGCCAUGGCAGCUGCAGCUGUCCGUCUGGUGAUCGAUCUCGGCUUGCUCGUUGGGCGCCUCUGGGUGGUCGUUGGUGUGUUGCUGGUCGUCCUCCUGGUAGUGGUGCUGGAGGAGGUUGAGCUGGUGCUUGAGCUGCUCGCGCAUGGCCCGUCUGUGGGCCUGCUGCUCUGUCUGCGUGUUGAUCCACUCGCGCAGCUUGUCGCACUCCUUGCCCUGCCGCUCGUAGGAGAACAGCAAAUCGCUGAACGCCUGCAUCUCAACCUGACUCACAGACACACACCAUCCACACACACACACACACACACACAGAGAGAGAGAAUCCGGCGCUUCUUGCUUACGGUGAGGAAUCUGGUCAUCAUGGCUGCGUGGUGGUUGCGCUUGGGAAUGCACCACGAGAGCGGCACCCAGCCGCUGCUCGUCUCGUCCACCAGACAGCGCAGGGACAGCCGGGGACCGCCUCCCGCCGGGUCCAACGUCAAAGGCGAGUUGGCGAAGAAGUGAAUCCUGAACGCAACGCACCAAACAAACAAACAAACACGCCAAUCUCUCUCUAUCGGUGUGUGUGUGUGUGUUGAUGGUGCCGUGCUGUGCUGGGGCUUACUGACCAUACGGGCGCGGCCCUGACUUUGUCUGAGACGGGCAGCAUGUGCAGCGACCGUGCCUUGGCGGGCGAGAGGACGCGCCCGGACCGGAAACGGGUCUUACGGGGGUUGAACGGCUCUAUGCAUGCGAUCGUCAGAAAGUGCUCUGCAAACACACACACACACACACACACACACACAGAGAGAGAGAGAGAGAGAGAGGCCAUGAUGCCAUGCCAGCACGGUGUUCUUUCUUCUGGCUGUCCGACGGCUUGCCUACUCAGCAGGCUCUGCGGCUCGAACGGCGCGGCAGCGAUGAGCCAGUGCGCGCCCCACCUCAUAGCCAGCCUUCUCCUCUCCCACCCGUUGAACCUUUGCACACUCACGUUGCCCCCCUCAUCCGCAGCGUCAAACGUCUCACGCACCGUCAGCACGCGGCGCGCGUGCUGGUAAGACUGCAGGGGCAUCUCGCGGUUGCCCCGCUCCUCCCACCGGGCCUCGCCCGUCGCCCGCGAGUAGAUGACGUACUUGUACGAGAAGGGGCGCACGCUGUCGGGGGCCAGGUCGAUGGUGGCCUGCCACCGGGGGAACAGGGAAGGGUCGGUGCUCAUCGGCAGGCCCUGCUUGGGCGUCCAGGAACCGAACAGGGGGCUGGAACCGACCAGACGAACGUCCUGCCCAACCUGCACACCACACCACACACCGUCAAGUGAAGCCACGUGACGUGAAGCCACGCAUGCGAUAGAUAUGAUGCGAUCCAAUGAAUGAGUGAAAAGGUCGAUGUUCAUGUGUGUGUGACGUGUUGUGUUCUCUUCUGACCUGUGUGUCUGCACAAGUGACUACGAAGCGGAUACGGGCCCAUCCUGGCAGGGGGGACGACGCCUCAAAGGCCCCAGGAAGGUCGACAAGGUCGUUGCGGCAUAUCGCCUCCUGCGUAUGCACAGCACAGCACAGCGCACCGCAGCGACAGAACAUCGAACACCGUCAGACAGCGUCAAACAGAGCCACUUCCGCUGGUGGCUGCCCUGCCUCGCCUGCAUUGCUUACGAAGCUGAGUGCGUCCCUCCAUCGCGUGGAUACCCGCCGGAGCCUGACGAACUGCACGCCCUCUGCAGCGACUGCGGAGCUCUGCAAAAACCCGUCAGGGCACGGCAGACCGCCGCUGUCGCUGCUCAUGAGCUGGGCAGCUCACUGCACA
Vitrella brassicaformis is the source of this 4528-nucleotide messenger RNA. Lineage: Eukaryota; Vitrellaceae. The record is from the annotation of a GenBank genome assembly.